AUGGAGCCGGUCAAGUCAUCCAUUGAGGCAAAAGAGCCAGUCGUGUCGGCCCCUUCCCAGGAACAGCACGCCGAUACUGCUGCUGAUGGCAAACGCCCACCUCCAUUACUCGCCAAAAUCUUUGCGGUGUUUCUCAUCUCAUGUAUUAGUUUUGGCUCUCAUUGGAGCUCUGGGGUAACAGGAGCCAUGAAGAGCACUAUCAAAAAGCAAAUGCAUGUCUCUAACACCCAAUUUUCUCUCCUGGAGGCGAGUGAGGAUUUCAUGGCGACCGUGCUCUUGCUGAUUAGUGGAGUCAUCACGGAUCGAGUUGGAGGUGCAGAGAUGAUCAUCUAUGGCAAUAUCAUUUAUACAUUAGGGUCGAUCCUCGUUGCUGCGGCUACUACUGUGCGCUCCUUCAACUUCAUGAUUGGGGGUCGAGUCAUCCUGGCCCUUGGAGAUAUUGCAACCCAGAUCGCUCAGUACAAGAUGUUCUCUUCAUGGUUUCCCCCAAGCAAUGGAUUUGCAUCUACUCUUGGGUUUGAGUUAGCGAUUGGAAAGAUUGGCGGAUUCGUUGGCAAAUCCACUGCCAACGUCAUUGCCAAGAAAACUGGAAACUUUGCUUGGGUCUUUUGGACCUCGGUCUUCAUGAACCUUUUUACCAAUGCAGCAACAGUCAUAUUCUGGUUCUUCAACCGCUACUGCAAUAAGCAUUACAGAGGAAGGCAGGAUACGGCUACAAAGGAGAUUCUAACAGAGAAGAACAAGAAAUUCGAACUUCGGAAAAUAUUCCGGCUCCCUUGGAUGUUCUGGGCUGUCAUGGCAUUCUCAUUGUUCCAGACAAGCACCGCCUUAGUCUUUAGCCAGAAUGCAACUGAGCUGGCGGAGAAGCGCUUUAAUGUUGACUCGAUCACAGCAGGGUGGUACAGCUCUCUGUCACAAUAUGCGGGUUUCUUUUUGGUCCCGUGCUUGGGCGUCUUUAUCGAUGUCCUAGGAAAUCGCGCCAGUGUUUUAUGCAUCUGUGGAAUCGGAAUGUUCCUCAGUAUGGUUCUGGUCAAUUUCGCUGCGACCAAGGCUGGAACGGCCGCUUCUUUUGGAAUAUAUGCCAUUGCCGUGUCUUUCGGCCCAACUUCCAUCAUUGACAGCAUUCGCACCGCUCUAUGGCAUCAAUCGGUCUUUGGUUCUGCUUAUGCCCUCAAAGUUACCAUGAACAAUGCGAUGAACAUCAUCAUCCGAAUCAUUACCGGCGCACUGCAAGACGCCGACGACGAUUCAUAUCGACGAGUAGUCCGAGUCUACCUUUUCCUCGCUGCAGCUUCGGUUGUUGUCGGCUUGUCGAUCUUGGUCGGGACUCUGAUAUCUGACAGCCUGGCUCCGCUCCAAUGGACUAGGAAACAACGGCUGACGUUAGGCCCAGAGCACAUUAGCAUGAUUCGUGAGCGGCACACAGUGACUUGCUAUGGCCGCAACAAAUUAAUCUCCAUCUGCUGCUUCACUGCGCUCCUGUUACUGACAGUGGGUGGCUGGGUGGCCUACAUCUGGGGAGCAGUGACGGGUAACAACUCAUAG
Molecule: messenger RNA, 1545 nt
Organism: Aspergillus thermomutatus
Lineage: Eukaryota; Fungi; Ascomycota; Eurotiomycetes; Eurotiales; Aspergillaceae
Product: putative MFS transporter
Exons: 8
Coding region: 1-1545 (514 amino acids)
Biological process (GO): transmembrane transport
Molecular function (GO): transmembrane transporter activity
Source: RefSeq, a predicted model, not a curated record